GGUUUGCGUUCUAACAUUCCAACGUCCUGAGCUUUCCUUCCUUAUCUAUCUACAUACGCAUUUCCCCCUAAAAUGCCCCAAGUUCUCACGAUACACACAUAACGACCUUUUCCGUUUUCUUCAACUUUACCCGUCUGUUUCCAUCCCAUAUCGAAUUCCUGGGAGCCACGUGUUUCCUUACCCCUUGCUUCCACAACAAACAAACAUGACUAUGAACUCCGGCCGAGAACCAUUCAGUCCCCCUACAUCGCCGGCUGCUGAAGAAUAUGAGAGCGAGAUUUCCGAUAGCAAUUACGACCAUGAGGAGCUCUUGACUCCCAUGGACGGCUCCGAUGGUAAGGAAAGAGAUGAAUCUGGUUGUGAUGAGGAGUACGAUGACGAUGGGGCACGCACCCAAAGCGUGCCUUCCUCACCCCCAACUUCUGUCGAGACGCCGAGCAAAAAUGGUGAUCAUACACAUUCUGUACAUGUUUCAAGCCCCGUCGAUGGCUCUGAAAAUUAUCGAGCCCCUGAAGUGGAGACCGAAGAUGAAGAUGGAAACGAAAAUCGCCGAGAUUGCUUCCCUAAGGGAGAACGGUACGCAACCAGUGAAGAUACCUUUGUGCACAAGGGUAGAGCCUGGGAAUCCUCUUCUCAAUGGGAGGACGACGAGGGCGAGGCCUUACCGACUUCUUCACCACCAGCCAAUGUUCGGCAGUCACCGGCUUCAUCCCGGAAGUCUGCCCCUCCUCUUUCAUCACCCCUAUUUCCUUCACGUGCUCGGCAGAGUCAGGGCUCAGCCUCAGCCAAAUCUGCUCUUAGUCAUCGGUUGUAUACUCGACCAUCACCUGCAUCAAGAGCAUCUUCAGGGUCCUACGACCCUCGAGAACACGAGAGAAAGGCACCUCUUGUUCUUCUUCACAUCACAUUGCUUCUGCUCCCCGGCGCCGAGGAUAUUGUCCUUCAACAUAUCACCCCAACAACCUUUGAGCGUGGACUGUUAGUGGAACACCCCAGAGGUGAUUACAACUUAUUAGAAGAAAUGAUUUUAGACGGCUUAGGUCUGGAUGACGAUGAUUACCCUCUGGAAGAGACGGCCUCUAAGGCGGAAGAAGAGGACCCAAGCUGGGAGAAGGCCUUGAAUGUUCCUUCCACCCCCGGAAAGAAGCCAUGGCAACUACGGGUUUACGCCUCCAAUGGCCUCAUGACUCCUGGUGCGUGGAAGAGAGUUUGGUCAGAAAUGGAAAGGAUUGAUGUCGAGAUUUGGCCUCGUGGUUUCGACCGAACGAAUAAAUGGGGGGUUGGUCUUUCUUCUCCUUCAUCUGCUAUCGCUGUGGCUAUGGCCCGUAGUGGCAGUCUCAACGACAAAUCUGCUUCAGUUACUACUCCCAUCCCUCUCGAGCUCGGAUCGUUGACUUUCGUUGCGACGGACUUCAAUGAUAUCGAGGGUGAUUGCGAUGGCUUGUCAACCAACCGAAACACCCGCCGUGGAACUCACUCGAGCAAUAGUGGUGGCAUAUCUGAUCGAAAGAAAAGCAACCACAGCCACAAUAGUAGCAACAGUAGUAGCGGAACCCUCAGGCGUCUAUCCCAACCGGACGUGCCCGUGUCACUCGCCGCUAAAUUUUUGACGCCGAAGUCUUCCAGAAAGAGUAGGCGCCGUGCUCCACCCCGCCUUCCUAUAAUGGACCACUUUUCCGUCGAAAACGCCAAAUUUUACCUUAACAAGCUUACGGAUCCCAAGGCUGUAAAAAUCCUUGCAGGCAUCAAUAUUCUACUAUUCCUCUAUUUUACCCUAUUCAAAUCCUUCGUCGGCAUUGCGACAAAUUCCGUUUCAAUCAAUUGGUUUAAUCACGGCGAGGCUGAUCCAACAUGCUCUAUCGAAGACGACACUGUUCGGGUUGUUGGAGUCGAUAUGGACGAGCUGGAAUUGGAGGUUGACAUUGAGAUCCCCGAGGAUAUUGAGGAUGAGAACAAACAAAGCGAAGAUAAUGAGGGCAUGUUCGACUCAGAUAGUCUAGACUUCUUGGGAAAGGAGAAUGGCGAUGGUUUGUUGUCCAUUCACUACCACUUAGCCUUCGGGGACCCAGUCAGCGACGAGGCCGAGGGAUCAGCAGACUCAACUUCCGAUGACAAUUUAGUACCAGAUCACACAACUCCCACGGGUGAUGAAGUGCCCGAGGAAAAGGACGCACACCCCGCCGCGGAGGGCGACGAUCCAGCCAGGGACCCGGAGUUGUUCCAGACCUUGGGCGAUGGUGAAGCAGAAGAGAAGCCAUCGUCAUUCCCUUGGUCUCGUUGGGGAGAUGGGCUUAAGGACAAGUUGUCAUUCUAGUUGGUUGUGUUAGUCUCCUUGUCGGCAUGCAUGUUUCAGCGGUUGUUUCCUUUGUUUGAUCACGACAGCGCGAAAUGGAGUCUUAUGUUUUAACGCUAUGGAGGAGAUAUGGUGAUGAGUAAAAAUACGGAUGAUGGGGAUAUGGAGGAAGUAGAGUAGGUUGGGAUAUUGAUACCAGUAUGAUAAUACUGUAAUGAAGUGUGUCCUUUUGUUAUAUUAUGAUUAUUCCCCCCCUUUCAUUAAAUUUAUUUUCUCACUCCAGGAAGAUGUGGGCUAUGUACCCCAGAUCAUUUCCAAUAUUUCAUGUUAGAUAAGCCGGUUAGUAUUGAAAUGAUUUGCGGACGGGGAGAAUGGGUGUGAUGUGGUAAAUGCGAAUUGCAAAUUGAGAAUUAUGAAAUGCG
This is a messenger RNA of Tuber melanosporum (Perigord truffle), 2715 nucleotides long. RefSeq lists its product as uncharacterized. The coding region runs from base 206 to 2314 and encodes 702 amino acids. The record is from RefSeq and is a predicted model, not a curated record. The transcript has a single exon. NCBI's taxonomy places the organism in Eukaryota, Fungi, Ascomycota, Pezizomycetes, Pezizales, Tuberaceae.